Molecule: messenger RNA, 1168 nt
Organism: Hylaeus volcanicus
Lineage: Eukaryota; Metazoa; Arthropoda; Insecta; Hymenoptera; Colletidae
Product: MAD2L1-binding protein
Exons: 2
Coding region: 203-1024 (273 amino acids)
Biological process (GO): regulation of exit from mitosis
Cellular component (GO): nucleus
Source: RefSeq, a predicted model, not a curated record
ACCGGUUACAUAGAAGAUGACAGAGGAGAAAGCUUUUGCUUUGGUUAGUCCGCGGAAAUUUCAUUCCAUUCCGUUCCAUAACAUUAAUUAAGAGUUUAAAUCGAAGGCUACAAGUAAUAUUACUUUUGACAUUGCAAUUAGGCCGCAAUAGUUUUCGUCGCAAAGAAAAAUAUGUUGAUAUAUUUGUAAGAGUCAUAUUUGGAUGAAAAAGUUGGGGUUAGGUUAUGUGUCAGAUUGUUUACAACUCGUACGAGAGCAAGCCGAAAUGAAUAUUGACGUAGCAUUGGACGAACCUUUGACAAGUGGUACUUGCGUGAAGCUUAUAAUUGAACUGUUAAAGUAUAUUUUAUAUCAGAAGCAACAAAUACCAUUUACGUAUGAUUCGUUGACUCAACUGCAAACGAACGUGAAGCCGACCGAUAAAAAUUCAUCCUAUAUAAAGACAUUGUUAAACUCCUUAAAAUGUACGUCGGAACAGUUGAACUCACAAUUUCAUCUCGAAGGUUGCAACGUAAAAGAAAUUGCUAUACUUAUUGGUGCUACAAUAAUAUCACCAAAGCUGCACAUUAGACUGGAAUUUCCACCCAACAUUCUUAGUAGCGAAGAACACCAUGAGUGUAGACAUACUUCUAGGAAACCUUUGUUAAGUCUAAUGAGGUCAAUGCUAGAAUGUUCAGAAUUUCAAGAUGCAAUAGCUUCACCAUUGAAUCCUACAAACACCUUUGUAUUAGUACAAAAAAGUGAUAGUAAUAGUGUGUCUGAUUUCUUUUUACCUAAGCCACAAUAUAUACCUCCGAUACGGAAUUCAAAUUGUUUCUUCAUUAAGUUUCACCACAGCGAACAAAUUAAAAUAGACUGUAAUUGUAUAGAUAUAGUGAAAGUUUAUAAUGAAUUAUCUGAAUCUAAUAUCAACAAAGAUAGGGCUAUUCAGUGUUUAAAUAAAUCAAAUGGAAACAUUAUAAAUGUUCCUUAUCAAUGGUAUCAAUCCAGAGAAGUAAUUAAAGGAUUUAAAUAUGUAAGGUGACUGUUGGUGGUUAUAGGAAAUUGAAAGAGAAGUAUGCUCUCUUUUUUAAAAUGAGAUUUUAGACUAAUUAAAGAAGAUAUAUACUUUUUAUUGAGAGAGUUGGAGGGAAUAAAUCAAGCAUGUUAAUCAAUGUUUUUAUAAUAA